AUGUCGUGGCGCGGUCAAGGCAUUACGGGUAGCAACAACAUCCCUCUCGGUAACCGUCGCAGGUUCGGAGCCGAAGAUGGUUCUCCUCCUGUUGAAGAGAGCUACAGCAGCGGCCCCGUCGAAGGCGACAGUCUGAAGCGCGGUCGCAGCCCCGUUAGAGAGUUGAAUCCCGAUGGCACCAAGAAGAGAAAGAAGCGCAACCGAUGGGGUGACGCGACCGACAACAAGGCCGCCGGUCUGAUGAACCUGCCUACCGCCGUCCUCGGCAACAUGACCAGUGAACAGCUUGAUGCUUACACACUGCACUUGCGCAUUGAGGAGAUCAGCCAGAAGCUGAGGAUCAACGAUGUCGUCCCAGCCGACGGCGACAGAUCGCCCUCUCCGCCUCCGCAGUAUGACAACUUCGGUCGUCGUGUCAACACUCGCGAGUACCGCUACAAGAAGCGUCUCGAAGAAGAGCGUCAUAAGCUGGUCGAAAAGGCCAUGAAGACCAUCCCAGGCUACCACCCUCCUUCUGACUACAGACGUCCUACGAAGACGCAGGAGAAGGUCUACGUGCCUGUCAACGACUACCCAGAAAUUAACUUCAGUAUGAUUGCUAACCUCUUCCCCCUCUUGCUCCCCAUGAUUAUGCAGGCUACAGUUGACUGCUCUUCUGCCCCUAACCACUCACUGCUCUCAUUUGGUCUACUUAUUGGUCCUCGUGGCAACACCCUGAAAAAGAUGGAAACAGAGUCUGGCGCAAAAAUUGCCAUCAGAGGAAAGGGUUCCGUCAAGGAAGGAAAGGGCCGAUCCGACGCCGCCCACACCAGCAACCAGGAAGAAGACCUGCACUGUCUGAUCAUGGCCGACACCGAAGACAAGGUCAACAAGGCCAAGCAGUUGAUCCACAAUGUCAUUGAGACGGUAAUUCUUCACCACCUAAAUUGGCGACGUUGCGUUGCAAAAGACCGACUAACAUAUUUCUUGCAGGCCGCUUCCAUCCCCGAAGGUCAGAACGAGCUCAAGCGCAACCAAUUGCGCGAACUUGCAGCCCUCAACGGUACUUUGCGCGACGACGAGAACCAGGCUUGUCAGAACUGCGGCCAGAUAGGACACCGCAAAUACGACUGCCCCGAACAGCGCAACUUCACCGCCAACAUCAUUUGUCGUGUUUGUGGCAACGCCGGCCACAUGGCAAGAGAUUGUCCCGACAGACAGCGUGGACAGGAUUGGCGCAACAGCGAGCGCGGAGCUCCUGGAGCCCCUCGUCCCGCUGGAGCACUCGAACCCGCAGACACCGAAUUCAACAACCUUAUGCAAGAGCUGGGUGCUGGCGGCGCCAUUACUGGAAAUGCCGCACCUGCUCGCAUCGAAGCCGGCGGUUACGGUGACGACCGUGGAGCAGCCAAGCCCUGGCAGCGUGGACCUACAGGAGGACCCGCUCCCUGGCAGCAAGGGGGUGGUGGCGGCGGUGGCGGUGGUCGCGAACGCGAUGCUCCCCCCUCGGGCGGACCUGCACCAUGGGCGGCAGGUGGUUCUGGAGGAGGUCGCGCAACUGACAGCUACGGAGGUGGCUACAGUGGUGGUCAGGCUUCAGGCGCAGCUCCAUGGCAGCAACAGCAGCAGCCCGCAGCAGCACCCCAGGCUGGAUAUGGAGGCGGGUAUGGAGGCUACGGCGGGUAUGGUUACAGCGGAGCGCCAGGCUACGAGCAGGGCUACGGACAGGCAGCUGCACCGGGCAUGGCACCAUGGCAGCAACAGGCUUAUGGCGCAGCAGGCAGCCCGCCUCCUCCUCCUGCUGGUGAUGCACCUCCUCCUCCACCUCCGCCUUCGGAGAACCCCCCUCCCCCUCCUCCUCCAGGCAACUAA
Aureobasidium pullulans EXF-150 is the source of this 1851-nucleotide messenger RNA. RefSeq lists its product as uncharacterized. NCBI's taxonomy places the organism in Eukaryota, Fungi, Ascomycota, Dothideomycetes, Dothideales, Saccotheciaceae. Gene Ontology annotation, biological process: regulation of mRNA splicing, via spliceosome. Gene Ontology annotation, cellular component: nucleus. Gene Ontology annotation, molecular function: mRNA binding; zinc ion binding. Bases 1 to 1851 code for a protein of 616 amino acids. The record is from RefSeq and is a predicted model, not a curated record. The transcript has 4 exons.